CGAGGUAGAACCAAAGAUUCUCGUGCGGAGUAACCAUCAACCAUGUCACUCGGGCACUCACCACCAAAAAUGACAGAUAUCCCUCAGCUUGCAUCGAACAAUCGGCCCAAGUAGAAGACUAAUCAUAAUACACUGAUAAUGGCGUCGAUGAGUUUGUUCCAACGAAUCUACUAUAUCUUAAAUCCACCUACUCCCGCGAAGAAAGAUGGCGCCAUUCGCCUCGGUCUACUCGGAGCUUCCAACAUAGCCCCCAACUCGGUCAUAGUACCGGCCAAGUCCCAUCCGGAGGUCAUCAUCGCAGCGGUUGCUGCCCGCGACUCAGACCGCGCGCAGCAGUACGCUAAGACACACGACAUCCCCAUCGUGCAUAGCUCCUACCAAGACCUGCUUGACGACCCCACCAUCGACGCCGUUUACAUCGCGCUCCCCAACUCCCACCACUACGAAUGGGCCCUCCGCUCCCUGCAAGCAGGCAAGCACGUCCUCCUGGAGAAACCCUCAUGCUCCAACGCCACCGAAGCCCGCAAGCUCUUCACCCACCCCCUCGCAACCGCCCCCAAUGCCCCCGUUCUCCUCGAAGCCUUCCACCACCAAUUCCACCCAGCGUGGCAAACCUUCCUCUCCCUGACCCGCCAAACCCCCUGGGGCCCCGGCACCGUCGUCGACACAUCCUCGCAAUUCUACCUGCCCAGGGGCUACAUCGCGCGCGAUGACAUCCGCUUCCAGUACGCCCUGUCCGGCGGAUGCCUAAUGGACCUGGCGACAUACCCGCUCUCCUGUGUGCGCCAAGCUCUGAACCUCUCGAACGAGCGCGAGGAGGACCUUGUGGUCGUGGAAGGCCAUUACACCCCACCACGCCCGCUCAGCAGUUACGACUCCUCUCCGUUCCACGACGCGCCGCAGAUCGAUACCGCCAUCGCCGCCACAUACCAGACCGCCGAUGGCCUCCAAACAGCCCACAUCGCAGGCGAUCUGGCAUACACAGCGGCAGCAGCAGCAGCAGCAGCAGCAGCGACGCAAAACGGCGGCGGGUUUCUCUCCCUGCUACCGACCACAUGGUCCCAAUGCAUCCCUUGGUUCGCAUGGCCCAAGACCGAGGCCACCCUCGCCGCGAUCCUGGUGGCCUCGCAGGGCGGCACGGAGACGCAGCACUUCGUGCAGCGGACCGUCACGAUCUGGAACAUGAUCCUGCCGACGGUGUACCACCGCAUCGACGUGCGCGACACGCAUACCCUCUACCGCAAAGGGAGGCUGUCCAAGACGUGGGAGGAGGCGCAGUACCGCAAGGCGUAUAAUUGGCCCGCCGGGGAUCACCGGGCGGAGACAUAUCAGGAGUGGUGGACGACGUGGCGGUGUCAGUUGGAGGAGUUUGUGAAUCGGGUUAAAGGGAGGAAAGGGUCUGGGGUGUGGAUUGACGGCGGGGAGAGUAUUAGGCAGAUGGAGGCGGUCGAUAAGACGUACCGGCGGGUGGGGUUGGAACCUCGGCCGACGAGCGCGUUUGAUGUUUGAUGUUUUCUUUUCAUUUGGAUCGGGGUUAAAUUG
This is a messenger RNA of Aspergillus japonicus CBS 114.51, 1542 nucleotides long. Its product is annotated as Gfo/Idh/MocA family protein. NCBI's taxonomy places the organism in Eukaryota, Fungi, Ascomycota, Eurotiomycetes, Eurotiales, Aspergillaceae. The transcript is spliced from 3 exons. The record is from RefSeq and is a predicted model, not a curated record. The coding region runs from base 139 to 1509 and encodes 456 amino acids. Gene Ontology annotation, molecular function: nucleotide binding.